This is a messenger RNA of Prorocentrum cordatum, 2325 nucleotides long. Lineage: Eukaryota; Dinophyceae; Prorocentrales; Prorocentraceae. The record is from the annotation of a GenBank genome assembly.
AGACACCUGGCUCAUGGAAGCUGGGGGCACAGAGGGUCGGUGCGCGGCGCGCGCGCAAUCUUCGCGGGUGGUGAAUGGAGCAGCUGCAGGCGGAAGAUGUGGACGACCUUCAGGCUUCCCCUGAUGUGCCUGCGCGCAUCUGCUCCGUGCACGGAAACAAUGCUCGGGCUCUGGGCGUGGCGCUGGCACGGGUGUACCGCAGGAGGCUUGAGGCGGGGCUGGAACGCGCCAGGGGCUACUACACCGUGUUGGCGCCAGUCACGUGUUCAAUGGAGUUGUGGCGCACCCUCAGUGGCUACCUGCGCGCUGGGGUCCAGCGUUCAUGCCCCAAUGCUGCAAUGUUCCUGGAAGGACUGGAGCAGGAGCUGGGCUGGGACGUCUACCAAACGCAGCUGGACUUCGAAAUCUACACGCUCGAGCUGCACCGCCGUACGCGCGUGCGAAAGGCGCUGGCCAGGUCAAAGGCUGGCCCCGCUGGCAGCGGCAGGCCCAGCAGCGGCUCCAGCUCCGACGCCUCGAGCAGCGGCGGCAGCUCCAGCAGCCUCGCUGCGGCGUUGACGUGCGCCGAAGAGCGGGAGGGCGCAGCCGCAGCAGAGCCGCCAGUGCCCGAGCCCGCGGCCGCGAAGGAGCAGAGCAUCCACAGCGGGCGUUGCACUGGCUUCGGCCUCUCGGAGCCCGGGGGCGCCCAGCUCGUUGCGCAGACGGUGGAUCUGCCAGGGCUGUUGUACGGCUACGGCGACUUCGAUUGCGUGCUGCGUCUGCGCACUGCCUCGGGCUGCACGCUGGCGUACGACACCGACGGUCGGCUGUGCCCUAUUGGGCUCAACUCCGCGGGCCUAGGGGUCGGAGUAUUCAAUUUGCACCAGACGCAAACAGAAGGUUUUGAGCAGCCGUCGGUCUCAGUGCAAGCCCUCGUGUGGGAGCUGCUCCUGGGCGGCCACACCUUGGCCUCGGCCGAGGCCUUCCUUCGGGAGCUGCCGGUGCCGCCCAUGUGCGGCAGCGCGCUGGUGUUGACCGACGCCAGCGGCGCGGUGAUCGUGGAGCUCAGCCCGGCGGGAGCGUGCUUCUGCGAGCGGGUUGCUGGCGAGCCCACGGUGCGCGCCAACCACGCGCUGCACCCUCAGAGCGCGAAGACUUUCGGCGAGUCUGGGCGCGCCUGCGCGGACUCGCGCAAGAGGCAGAGGGCCCUCACGGAGCAGCUGGAGCGCUGGGGGCAGCUCCGCUCGGCCGAUGACCUGUCUCCUGGUUGCGAGGAGGCGCUGGCCAUGCUGAGGGGCGCCAAGAAGGUGCGCAACCAGAGCUCCCUUGCCGCAGUCGCAUGCGACCUGCUGCGCGGCGAGCUGCGUGUGGAGUUCCGCGAGCGGCAGGAGGUGAGCUCGGAGGAGAUCGCCAGGCUCGCUGUGAAGGUCGGGAUGGCGCCCGAGAAGGUGGAGAGCUUCAUGUCAUCUGGGGCGAUCCAGAAGGACGCGGGGCGCGAGCGGCUGCAGACUGGCCUGCCGGCCGCCCACACCACGCGCUGGGCGGCGCAGAGUUUUUUCUUGUCCACUGGCAGGCCAGGUCCCUCGGGGCUGCAGGCGCGGAGCGAGGAGGCGAAGCCCGAGGCAAAAAAGACUUCCUGGCAGAGAGCGCGGAGCUAGGAUGCCCUUCGCGCGCCCGACGGGCCUCUAAGGUGCUGGCCCGCCUGGUCGCCUCGUCAUCCCCCCGUGUGGUUGCAGAGCCCCUGUCAGCCUCUCCUCCUCCUGCGCCUCCCUCUGUACUCCUUCGUGUAUUAUUGCUCAUCACGUUCAUCGUGCAGGUGUCUUCUUUUACGUGUAAGGGCUCCUGCCCAGGGUUCUGCUUUAGUGGACGCGAUGUGGGUUUUAGAUCGGCGAGGUGUGAAGCAGCAGACGUCGGACUCUUCGCGCGCAGAAGUACGUGCGAGGAACGAGAGUAUCCAACACGCGUUCGGCCCGCGAGCAUGUGGUACGUGUUUUCACCUGGCGGCGUUCCAGAGGGCCCCGCUUUCGGCGCGCGCAGCUCGCCAUCGACGGAAGCCGACCGAAGACUGCCGGAAGACGGCGGAAGUGAAAUGGCGGCAGGCCCGCCAUUGGAAGGCAGCGGAAGUGGAAGCGAACAGUUUGCACGCUGUCGGCGGAAUCCUCGGGCUCCGCAGUCACAGCGUGCUGCAUCGAAGGCGUGUCCUCCCGCUGUUCUGGCGUGCACCCUGCGGGGGCGGCCGCAGAGCCCAGCCGCGGGGGGUCCUGCUGGCCACCAUGGAGGGGCUCGUUUGAUCUGCCCACCGCCUCUGGCCACUCGGCGGCUCGGACUGUGCGCGACGAGGCGAUG